Messenger RNA from Kalmanozyma brasiliensis GHG001, 1359 nucleotides. RefSeq lists its product as uncharacterized. The transcript has a single exon. The record is from RefSeq and is a predicted model, not a curated record. Lineage: Eukaryota; Fungi; Basidiomycota; Ustilaginomycetes; Ustilaginales. Bases 1 to 1359 code for a protein of 452 amino acids.
AUGCGUGCUCGCCUUGUCGUGGCCUCCGAGCCGGAGUCUCGCGCAGACUCCACCAUCCUAGGUGCCAAAGAGGAGCCCAUCGUCAUCAGCGACGACGAGAGCGAUGACGAUAUCCAAUUCGUCACAGCAGCGGGGCCUUCAUCGGGCACCGUCCUCGCUCGGGCACGAGACGCCGGCUUAUCCAUCACCACGCGUACCGAGCAUCCAACGACGACGUCGAUACGUCUUCGGCUAGCACGAAAGCGAGAGGAGGAGGAGGUCAAGCGGGAAGACGAGGUCAAGCGGCGUCGACUGACCGUCCCAACGCAAAAGCCCAUACCACUUGCCAUCCGGAAGCGAAAUCCAAUACCAACACUCAAUGUCAAGCCCGAAGAGAUCGCAUCACCACCUCUCGACGUGAAGGACGAAUACACCUUUCACUUCACCACUCCUUCCCCGCCACCACCACCGCGUCACGCACCAGGCGCCCGCCCCAUCGAUCCCAUCCUCAUCUACUCUGCCCCGACCCUCGUCGUCAACUUCGAUCCCGCCGAGAUCCCCUCCUUCGAACGUGGUGCGUGGCUACGACUCUGCACGCAUCGCUACCUGCUCUCAUCCACGCCCGCCCCACGCAACUCCGACGAAGAACGGUAUCGCGCGGACGAGCUCAAACUUCGUCUGCUCAGCCUCUUCCGUCUUUCCUCCUGGCCACCCCGCGAAGAGCCCCGAAUCUCCUUCCCUCGCCUGCCAAAAGUGAGUCACAAGUUUGUCGAUAUCCACUUUGUCACGCGGUCACAGCACGAUGCGACCCGGCAUAGGAGCCCCCUCUUGAGGAUGGGAAACGAUGUUCUGCUUCCCUUCGUGCACGGGGCGUUCAUCGAACCUUGCUUGGUUGUGGUUCAAUUUUCACAUCCGACGAUGCGCAAGGAGGGCGAUGAGAGGCUGGAGGAGAAGGAGAAGGAGCAUUUGCGGGUGUUUGGUGCAGCAGCGCGCGUGGCGGUUGCAGAAAGCGCUCUUGGGCAGGCCGGAGAGGUGGUGGCCAUGUGGUUGUUAGAGGACGGCUAUCCGCACAAUCCCGAGCUGGAGAACGGGCUGGGGCUGGAAAGACGACCUGAGUAUACGAUGCUGUUGAGACGGGGUACGAAACAGGUGCGGAUACCGCCGUGGUUAAAGAUCGUUGAUAGGCCGAGGAAGAGAGCGAGCGAAGGUGAGGAAAAGAGCUGGGAUGGAUAUGUGAAGCUCUGGUGGGAUGAGCGACCAGCUGACCUGUGCAAUUACUGCAAGGAUGCGGCUGAUGGUCAUUCUGAUAAGCAGUGCACCAGGGGGAACAGUGAAGAGAGGGCGAGGCGCGAACUCAAGCCUCGACCAACAGUCUACUAG